AUUAGGUAAAGUAUAUGCAUACAUAUAGUGAGUGAUACACACAGCCUAAUGUAUUUGAUGUGCUUCAUAGAAGAGUGGAAAACUGGAUUUGCACAAAUUUGUGAUACAUAUCACUCUUUUGUUGUCACUAAUCUCACUAUACUUGCAUAAUAAUAACAUCAAUAAAUUUAUUAGCAAAUCCAUUGUUUUUUGUUUCCUACGUUUAUAAUAUUCUCUUAUAUAUACAAGUAAGUGAACACUCUUAAACAGUUUAACCCUAAAUAAUACAGCUUCACGGUGGAUUUAACUUCUAAAGAAGAAGCUUCGCUCUCUGUUCUUCUUCCGCGACGCGUUUCUUCUAUCUCUCGCAAUCUCCUAAGAGAGCUUGAAUACUUCCAGAAUCGGCUCUAAUUUGAAGCAAUUUUGAGUUUCAAGUCGAAAGCUAAUGAGUCACUGAGUGUAAAAAUCCGAUCUUUCGUCUGUGCUUUCAUUUGAAAUGUCGACGAAUGAUGAGGAAAAUGGAACUGUAAUCGAGGUUAAGAAUGUUCCAGAACCAAGCCCAGAGACUUGGUAUAGUGUUUUUCUUCGUCAAGCUUCUGUCUAUGGUGUAGCUGCUGGUUACUGUCUCUCAGCUUCUCUUCUCUCAAUCAUCAACAAAUGGGCAAUCAUGAAGUUUCCUUACCCCGGCGCAUUGACCGCGAUGCAGUACUUUACAAGUGCAGCUGGUGUCUUGCUUUGUGCUCAGAUGAAGCUAAUUGAGCAUGAUUCGCUUAAUCUAUUGACCAUGUGGCGGUUUCUUCCCGCAGCUAUGAUAUUCUACUUGUCUCUGUUUACCAACAGUGAGCUUCUCCUCCACGCCAAUGUCGAUACUUUCAUCGUGUUUCGCUCUGCUGUUCCGAUUUUCGUUGCCAUUGGGGAAACGCUUUUCUUGCAUCAGCCAUGGCCAUCUGUUAAAACGUGGGGAUCUUUGGCUACUAUAUUUGGUGGAAGUUUGCUUUACGUUUUCACGGAUUAUCAGUUUACAAUCGCAGCUUAUAGCUGGGCUCUUGCGUAUCUGGUGAGUAUGACUAUAGACUUUGUUUACAUCAAGCAUGUGGUUAUGACGAUUGGCUUGAACACUUGGGGACUUGUUCUCUACAAUAACCUUGAGGCUCUGCUUUUGUUUCCCCUUGAGCUGCUUAUAAUGGGAGAGUUAAAGAAGAUAAAGCAUGAAAUCACUGACGAGACUGAUUGGUACUCGUUGCAAGUGGUUUUACCCGUGGGUUUAUCGUGUCUUUUUGGCUUGGCUAUCUCUUUCUUCGGGUUCUCAUGUCGUCGGGCCAUUUCUGCAACGGGGUUCACCGUUCUUGGAAUUGUGAACAAGCUGUUGACAGUGGUGAUCAAUUUGAUGGUGUGGGAUAAACAUUCAACGUUUGUUGGAACCUUGGGGCUCUUGGUUUGUAUGUUUGGUGGAGUCAUGUAUCAACAGUCUACCAUCAAGAAACCGAAUGCUACACAAGAAGCUAAACCGCAAGAGCAAGACGAGGAACAAGAGAAACUUCUUGAAAUGCAGGAGAACAAGGAGAGUAACAGCGUCGAUAUAAAGGAAACUCUGAAAUCAGAAGAGAAACUAUGAUCAUAGUGGUUGGAGCUUACAGUGGCUGGAGUUUCUUCGGUACUGAUACGAUUUAGUUUCCAAGUAUAGAACUACAUUGUACUUAGUGGUUAUGAAAUUCUUUUGUAUUUAGAGGUAAGAGUACUUCGUUCCUGAUCCAGUAGUUGAACAAUAUCGAUUUCUUCUUUACAUUUUGAUGUGUUUGGAUAUUUUUCUUGUACCCGAUUCAGAUUUAUAUGCGAAUGAAGAAUUCUUAUGUGUUUCCUCUUUGUGUUGAGAUCUGUUACCAGGUAAAAGUUAAGGAAGUUCAAAAAAAUAUUUGUUUGAG
This is a messenger RNA of Arabidopsis thaliana (thale cress), 1901 nucleotides long. RefSeq names its product golgi nucleotide sugar transporter 3 (gene GONST3). The record is from RefSeq and is marked reviewed. Bases 476 to 1594 code for a protein of 372 amino acids. The transcript is spliced from 2 exons. NCBI's taxonomy places the organism in Eukaryota, Viridiplantae, Streptophyta, Magnoliopsida, Brassicales, Brassicaceae. Gene Ontology annotation, cellular component: Golgi membrane.